AUGAUUGAGGAAGUUGCUCAAAUGACUGAGGAUGUUCCUCCGAUGACUAUGAACGUACCUGUAGUUGGUGUAGAGGGCUUAGUUGCUGGUGAUGUUGUUGCGGGAUCAAUUGCUGAUGAUGUUGUCGCGGGACCAGUUGCUGAUGAUGCUGAGGGAUUCUCUGGUGGGCUACGUGACACAUCAGUGCUGACUUCCUUUCCUGAUGAUGUUUCACACAACAUAUGGACUGGAGAUGAACGUCCUAACUUGAAGUUGGCCUCCCACGGUAGGAAGGUAGAGAAAAUUGGGAGGCGCCUUGCACAGCUUCGAACCUCUAGUUAUAGAGGAGGCGGUCGUCUUGUUGAUGGAGUUGCUCAAGGUCUCGGAUGCGAGGCCCGACAGUGGAUUGUAGCAGCUCGUGCUUAUCUCCUCCACUUGGUUGGUUGCACUCUUUUCGCUAACAAGAGUGCAACAUAUGUCCAUGUAGUGCAUCUGAGGGAUUUUCAAGACCUGGGUGAGAGUGGGAGGUAUGCCUGGGGAGCUGCCAUGCUGUACUGGAUAUAUGAGCAUUUUCCUAGUGUUCAUGACUGCGUCACUGACGAUGCGUACGAUGAGACAUCCCCACGUGCCUGCCAGUGGCUUACGACGAAGGCUUAUAUCAAGGGAUUGCGAGCACCGGCGUACCAGACAUGUUUGGAUGCUUUGAUGAUCACUGACAUGUGUUGGAUGCCCUAUGGUGACCAUCGAGGAGUUAGGGGGUUUGAGCUCAUUUCGUGCUUCCAGGGCCAGGUUAGAUGGGGUCCUAUUGUGGUCACAAUUCGACCAGAUAAAGAAGUAUCAACAGAUUACGUGGAGUGGUUCUUCCAGAUAUCUCAUCCGUUCGUCACACCCACACAGGCAGGUGAUGAACCCAGACAUCCACUUGCCCCACAACAUGAGGAAUACGUCGAGCCAGGUAUCCCGGAGGUUCCAGUGGGAGCAAACGAUGGUUAUGAAGGUUGUGAAGCGAUCGCAGAAAGGUUGGAGCGUGUACUCAACCUAAGGAUGGUCACUAAAGGCACAAAGUUACAUGAGAUCGUGGAAGAUUGCCUCAGGAUCGCUAGGGGGUGA
This is a messenger RNA of Glycine soja, 1089 nucleotides long. RefSeq lists its product as uncharacterized. The transcript is spliced from 7 exons. NCBI's taxonomy places the organism in Eukaryota, Viridiplantae, Streptophyta, Magnoliopsida, Fabales, Fabaceae. The coding region runs from base 1 to 1089 and encodes 362 amino acids. The record is from RefSeq and is a predicted model, not a curated record.